GUUCUUAAGAUGACGAUCCUGCUGUUGUUUUUGCUUUGCCUCUGGGUUGUACUGAAACACUGAGGCAUGAUGGGUGUGCUGUUGUAGUUUCAUUUUUUGUGGCUCUGGUUCUUGAUAGAGUCAUGCUAUCUCCGCUCUUUUGUGCUUUUUUGUGUAUGGUAAUGACAAUUAGGAAGUUUGUCCUGUGGCUCAUGGCUGAUCCUGGUGCUGUGUUUGAUUGACUGGGUCAUGGUAGUACUGCUGAAUGGGCUUUGGUCGAUCCGGCGGAGAGGAAGAACAAAAUGGCAUGGGUUCAAACCAGAGAGUUUAAAGUGUAUGAACAUGGAGGACGAAAUACAGAGAUCUGUAAACAAUUUACAAGGAAGAUUGAAGAAAAAGGAAAUUGUAAAGUAUCAGUUCGUACUGACAUUACGUCUUUUCUCUAUGUUCAUGAAGUUACCCGGGUUUUUCAUGACAUUAAGAGUGCACUGAAUAGUGCUGGAAAUAUCAAUUCCUAUGCUGCUGUGGUUAUAUUUAGGAAAUUAACACAAUUUGAAAAACCAGACUCCAGUGAUCUCGACUCCACACCCCGGCCCUUGGGGAUCCCUAAUGAGUUACCCAUCGUUGCAUGCUACUGGUUUGAAAAUAACUGUAAGCAACAACUGUGUGACUGUGAGGAAAACAAGAAGUCUGUGAAGAAGCUUGUUCACUUAAUAAAAGGAGAGCCACAAACAGACACGGCCAGCGGGUUGCCUAGCAGCCAGUCAGGCGCACAACAUGCCUUCAGAUCGGGUACAGUGGGAGGACAGUCAUAUGCUCCCGCAAGAGAACCACCGAGACCAGAGCCACUUCUCCCUAAUCCAUGGCGUGAAGUUGAAUUUAGUGAUGAUGCUUAUAUGAACCUUCAAGAAGAAAUAAAAAACCACCAACCACAGGCUUCCACAAGAAACAUUCUUAUUUCGGGCAGUGUGGGUUCCGGAAAGUCAAGCUUUCUAAAUUCUGUGCUCUCAGAACUCAGGAGAGAAGAACUCAAUGGCAGAGUGCAAAACAUUGAAGCAGCGAGACCAGGUGAAGAAACAAGAGUCACACAACGUCUAAGAUGCCACACAUUCAAUGACAAGAUCAAAAUCUUUGAUACAGCAGGAUUUAAAUUGGAGAAAACAGGAAAUGCCACGAUAAUAUUAAAGAAGAUAGAUGGUGAAGUGGCUGAAGACAUAAAGUUUGACGAUAUUCUGAAAACAAAAAGCUCAAUGGAAGGAGACAAAAUCCACUGUGUUGUGUUGGUUAUAUCAAUUCAUACCGCUGAAAAUCUGGCCUUGAUUCAGUUUUAUGAAGAAUUAAUUGGAAUGCUCAUAGAGACUGGAGUACCAUGCCAGCUGCUUGUUACACUCGAUAAACUUGUUGAGAAGACUGAGGAUUUGAAAGAUCUGUACAGGAGAAGAGAUAUAAAAAAAAAGAUUGAAAUGUUAGCAAAGGAGAUGAGAAUUUCAAUGAGCAACAGCCUUGUGGUUUCAAACUACGAGGAGAUGGAAAUUAACCAAAUAAAAGGAACUCUGCUGUUGGAGGCGUUUGCUCAAAUACUGACGGCAGCAAAAGUCUUUCAAGAGAGAAUGUAGAGUAUCACCUGUCACACCUGAAGCACGCUGAGCCCAUUAUUCAAUUGGUUAAUUGAUUGCUAAUUGGAGAAUAAUCAGUUGGUAUAUAGGGAAGUUGAUUACUUUGUUUGGAGAGAGACUAGCAGCAGCAGGAGGCUGUGGUCCCAGAUACAAGAAGUAUCACCCAGUCAGCGCGCUCACAGAGUUGCUUUUUGUAUUCAUGAAAAUUCAAUCAUACUUAUUGUACACUUUGUUAAAUCCAUUUCUAAACUGUCAGCUUUGCAUAAACAGAAAAAAUGUCAAGAAGCAGCUUUGAAUUAUUAAGCAUGUAAUCUACUGUUUAAUCUAUCAUUUUAUGAAAACAUGAUUAAAAAUACUCUACUUGAGUACUCUUGUUUAAAUCUAGUUCUAACGUCAAUUAAUGAUCUUUGAAUUAAUCAGCAAUAACCUUUGCAUUAUAUGCUGGAAGUUCCUUUAACCUGUUCCUUAUUAAUAACAGCUGAAACUUACAGCUUACAGAUACUCUGCAAUAAUGUUAAAGACUGGGGAAAAUGAAGAAUGUAAAUCACAGGUGAACAUGAGUCUUAGUUUUCAUAACAUCAUAAAUGAAAUGUGAAUGAUGUUUUUUGAAAUAAAUAAAUAAAAUCUGCCUUUGUUUGCUAUUUACGCAGCACUUUCACUCAUGUUUGCUGUUGCUAUUGUAUUGUAUUGUAUUGUAUUGUAUUGUAUUGUAUUGUAUUGCAUUGGCCAGUCUGUCUAAUAAGGGGGCUCAUUCAAACACCUUUCAGAUGUAUUAACUUCAGGAUGUUCACAUUACUAACCACUGUAUUUGAAAAUCCUAUCUCAUACAUUUCCCAUGUACUGUAAUAUAGCUUCCCUUAUAAAAUGGCUUGGAUAAAUUAAGUGCUGUGAUUGGCUGAACAAGAUCACAUGACCGUGUGGUAAUAAUUGUCUUACCGCACGGCUAUGACAUCAUAGACCAACUUACUUACCUGAUCUAUUAAUAUUACUACGCCUUAAUAGUAACAAUGAUCUAAACAGUGUUUCUGUAGGUAAAAAUAUCAACAUACAACUGAAACAGCAUUUAAAUCACUCAACAAUCUUUUUUUUCAUCUCUGUCACUUAGAAUUACAGAAAAAUUGGCAAAUAUACUGUGGUAUUUAUUUAGUCAGAGAACAGAACAAGGAAAACUCUGAGGCAAAAGACAUCUGAGAAAUCACCACGCAAGUCUCACUCUGCAUGUAAUAUAUACAGUCACCUCCAAAAUU
Messenger RNA from Acipenser ruthenus (sterlet), 2842 nucleotides. Its product is annotated as interferon-induced protein 44-like. The coding region runs from base 282 to 1595 and encodes 437 amino acids. The record is from RefSeq and is a predicted model, not a curated record. The transcript has 12 exons. Gene Ontology annotation, molecular function: GTP binding. NCBI's taxonomy places the organism in Eukaryota, Metazoa, Chordata, Actinopteri, Acipenseriformes, Acipenseridae.